Dromiciops gliroides (monito del monte) is the source of this 5249-nucleotide messenger RNA. It is a transcript of the gene ERLIN2, whose product is annotated as ER lipid raft associated 2. Lineage: Eukaryota; Metazoa; Chordata; Mammalia; Microbiotheria; Microbiotheriidae. Gene Ontology annotation, molecular function: ubiquitin protein ligase binding; cholesterol binding. The transcript has 12 exons. Gene Ontology annotation, cellular component: endoplasmic reticulum membrane; endoplasmic reticulum. The record is from RefSeq and is a predicted model, not a curated record. Bases 100 to 1116 code for a protein of 338 amino acids. Gene Ontology annotation, biological process: SREBP signaling pathway.
UCACGCCGGCGACGGACCCGGAAGGAGGAAACGUGCUGUGCCGAGCGGAGUGGCAGCGGCUGCCCGGGGAGGGAGCUCGGACAGGGUAAAAGCUUCCCAAUGGCGCAAGUAGGGGCAGUGGUGGCUGUGGCGACUAGUUUCUUCUGUGCAGCCCUCUUCUCAGCUGUGCACAAGAUUGAAGAAGGGCACAUUGGGGUGUACUACAGAGGUGGUGCUCUGUUGACCUCCACCAGUGGCCCUGGUUUCCAUCUCAUGCUUCCUUUCAUCACGUCGUAUAAGUCUGUGCAGACCACCCUCCAGACAGAUGAGGUGAAGAACGUGCCUUGUGGAACGAGUGGUGGCGUGAUGAUUUACUUCGACAGAAUUGAGGUGGUGAACUUCCUGAUACCAAAUGCUGUGUAUGACAUAGUAAAGAACUAUACUGCCGACUAUGACAAGGCCCUCAUCUUCAACAAGAUCCAUCAUGAGCUGAACCAGUUCUGCAGUGUACACACCCUCCAAGAGGUCUACAUUGAACUUUUUGAUCAGAUUGAUGAAAAUCUCAAACUGGCUUUGCAACAAGACCUGACCUCCAUGGCUCCUGGACUUGUCAUUCAGGCUGUGCGGGUCACAAAGCCCAACAUUCCUGAGGCAAUCCGGAGAAACUACGAACUGAUGGAAAGUGAGAAGACAAAACUCCUUAUUGCAGCACAGAAACAGAAGGUGGUGGAAAAGGAAGCAGAAACAGAGCGGAAGAAGGCUCUCAUCGAGGCAGAAAAGGUGGCUCAGGUUGCAGAAAUAACCUAUGGACAGAAAGUUAUGGAGAAAGAAACAGAGAAGAAGAUUUCAGAAAUUGAAGAUGCUGCAUUCCUAGCUCGAGAGAAGGCAAAAGCUGAUGCCGAGUGUUAUACCGCCCUGAAAAUAGCUGAAGCAAAUAAGCUGAAGCUGACCCCAGAAUACCUGCAGCUGAUGAAAUACAAGGCAAUUGCCUCCAACAGCAAGAUUUACUUUGGCAAAGACAUCCCCAACAUGUUCAUGGACACCGCAGGCAAUCUGGCCAAGCAGUUUGAGGGGCAGACCGAGGAUCUAGGCUCUAACCUAGAGGACAGCUGGGGGGCAGCCACAGAGGAGCAGUGAGCACAACAUUUUCUACAGCCUUGAAGGACACUAAAAAGAAAUCUUUCUAUUUAUUUUUCAAAGAUGAAACAAUGUCCUUUCCCCAGAACUACCUUCUUGGACUCUCUUCUAAUACUGUGAUGAAGUGGAAGAAAAAGACUUAAACCCUCACUUGCUUUGGGGGUUUGUAAUUUGGAGCUUGAACUGACAAAAUCUGAAAAGCAUUGGUUUCUUCUAAACCCUUUGGCUUCAAGCUCCAGGUUUGGCCCCUUUGAAACUUGACUUAAUUGGGGAUCGUGUCGUUAAAGAGCAGGGAAAAUUCAGAGUGUUUCUGCUAGGUGAUUUGACUCUUCUGUUUUAUGGAGAAGUAUGGUCUAGAUCUCUCACCCCUGCCUGCAAGGCAGGGGGCUUUGGGGUGAAGCCCAACAACGGAGCAAAACAUGUGUUUCCAAGACUUGCCAGCGGAUUUAUGGAAAAACAUCUGCAGAAAGUCAAUUUUUUUUUGAACUGGCAUUUCUUUUAUCACCUACAUGUAUUGUUUUAGGGAUAUACUUUCUUUGAGCCCUUGUUUUAAAAAAAUACAAUAAUGGUGCUAGGCUUUGCAAGGUUUUCUUCACGUUCCUUGCCCUGCCCCAGGGUAUGGAGGCUGGGCAGAAUCUGAUCACACAUUUCCAGGACCAGUAUGUGGUCACAGUACAGGUUUCAUAAACUUUUUUCUCCCUCUUAACAUUCUGUGGAUUUUUCCUAAACACGUAAACUCACCACAAAAGCAAGCAAGCACCACUUUCUGGUUUUACUCAGCAUCCAAAAGACAAACACUCACCAGGUCUCUAAAGCCGCUGAGGUCUCUUCUACCCUCACCCCCAUAAAGUGGUAUCUUUGCCUUGAAAAUGUGUCCCUCCAGUACCCAAGGGAACAAAGGAGAAGCCCCUUAUUAUGGGGAACAUAAAAUGGCCCUGGUCAUAUUUCUGAGGAUCUCUUCCUCGGCUCAUUUUUGAUGUGUGAGUAUCCUCUGGCUUAACUGAGACAAAGUCCAUUCCUUAAGCAGUGUAUUUUUCUGUUUUGUUUUUAAUUGCAGAACCCACUUAAGUCACUGAAUAAGCAGGUAGGAUGUUAUUAAGCCUCUAGGAGUGGCUUUGGAAAUAGAAUUCAAAGCACCUGACCAGCGUCUCUGGAACGGAACUCUUACCCCCAGAGUUUCAAACGCAGAACACUACUUUAAAAUAGGACGCUGCUUUGGAAAGCUUUGAACUAUCUUGGGAGAUUCUAAUAGUUUGUUUUAGGGGGGUUACAGCGCACAGCCAGUGGGGUAAGUCCAGCUUGCUUUAACUUGAGGUGGGGGGGGCUGUUUGGAUACAUUCAGCCAUUCUCCUGGCGCCAGCCCUGAACUUCCAUGGUUACCCUACUUCCCAGGGAAUAAGAGCAUGAAUUACUCUGGCUUGGGUCUAGGCCUCAUACCUAGACCCAUACCUAAACAAUUGACUUGCGGGGUUGGGGAGGGCUACAGGGAGAGGGGAAUUGACAUGCCUUGCCCCUACAGAGCUUCGGACUUUUUGGGAGUUUGGAGGGAGAGGAGGAAAAGGUCUGGGCAUUAUGAAGGUAAUCAGCUUUUCCUGUCUUAAACCAUGUCCCUAUUCUGGAUCCUGAGACUAAACUUUGCAAACCACUGCCCAAGCUGCCUCUUUGAGCUGCCCCAGCUCAUCCAUUGUCCAAGAAGCAAAAUCCACACAUAGGAAAGAGGGAUGCAUUCUCUACGUGGCUCCUUGAAACUCCAGGUUUAGACUGGCCACAUCCUUUCCUCAGUAUCACUCCCCUCUCCCAUCCUAGCAUCUCCUUUACAGAACUCUAAGCCCUCUUCCUUCAGAAUAUUCAGAGACUCCAAUGGAUCUGUGAUCUCACUAAUGUGGCCAUUCCCUUCAACAGUGCAACCCAUCUAUGCCCACCUGUCUUCUGAUUCUUCCUUUGGAAAGCAGUCAGUUGAUACCAGUUUCUUGGCAAAUUCAUCCUCAAUGAUUUGCCUGUUUAUAAGCUUCAUUUUACUCUAUGGGGGCAAAUACUUGCUCUCUGUAUUCCUAACUUGUUUCUUGGGUCUCACAUCAUUUUGUGAUUGUUUGACACUUUGCUUUGAGACUCAUCCUUCAAGCUGUGGUUAAUACCAUAGCCAAGAUGGAGAGUGGGAGGAGGGGGUGUCCUGGACCAUCAUGCUCACAUUUUGAACCUGGGAGCCUCUAGCUCUAGCCUACUGUGCCAUCUUGUUCCUUGCACCAGCAACACUUUAACAUCAGGAAAACUGUGUUUAAGCUGAAACCUGCUGUAUAUCUCAACCCUGUCAGUGUUAAUCCACAUUCACUUUAAAUAAUACAAAUCUGUGAGUUUCUGCUUUCACAGAUCCAAUGUGUGUUCCGUACCGGGAUGAACAUGGGAGAGCUAGCCUAUCGGUCUAUUUUGGAGAUGUGUUUAUCCAUCUUUGUUUUUUAGCUCUUACUGGAAAGAAAACCUGUUCUUUAAACCAUGUUUGAAUUCUGAACAUGGAAAUAAAACAAUAGUAGCUUGCAUUUGAACAGGCAAUAAAGUCACAGCUGCUAUUUACAGACUUCUUGGAUAGCAAAAUAUGUAACAAUAUUUUUAGAAUUCCAAGUUUUUGUAGGCUUUUCCAAAGUAAAGUCAUCCUUGAUGAAUGUUGCUUGCUCAUUAAAAUUUACAACAGCUAAUUCUUACAUUACCAUUCACUUCUUUUUUAAACAUUAACAAACGAGACUUGCAAGGAAGCCAAAGUUCAUUAUUAUUAUUAUUAGUUUUUAUGUGAGGUGUCUGCUGUUAUAACAUAAGGCAAUCAUAUACUAAGGGGUCAGUGUCCCCAUUGAUUCUAAUGAUAAGGCUUUUUUUUUAAAAGGAUGGAAAGUUUUGUAGUUAAUAUUGCCACUUUAUAUUUGUCUAGCGCCUUAUAGUUUUAUGAAGCAUUUUCACAUAUAUUAUCCUGCUUGAAUCUCACAUCAAACUAGUGAGGUUUAAAGGGGGGAGGGGGGAAUGAACUGAAGGAGAAUCAGAGUUCUUAACUGCAUCAUUUUUGUGUUUGUGUUCAGUUGAAAAUAUUGACCAAAAGAAUCCCUUAGCAACAAUGCCGUUUCAAAAUAAGUAAACAAUAUAUUUUUUUAAAACAAAUUUGGCAUUUCUCCUCAGGGUCUUGGCACCAAAACUGUUCUUCAGGAUUUUCUGCCAUUGGGUAAAUCUUAAAAAGUGAAUGCUUUCUAGUCACAAGUACUGACUUAGCCCUUUGCCAUUCAUUUAGUAUAAACCACAAGGCUUCAUAACGUGUGCCCGUUAUUUGGGCUAGUGGCUAUUCCGUAUCCAUAUACCUAACCCACCUCUUCCCAACUUCUAGGAUUCCAUCGAUAUCACAACUCCUUCCAUUUCUCUCUUCUACCUCUCCUAUCAUUUCCUUGUAAAUGAAGUAACAGACAGCCAAUCAGUAGUCUGUUCCUUUUCCUUCUCCUUUUUUAUGAGCAGGUGGUUGAAUGUUCCAAAUGAUUCUGUUUUCCAGAGGGCCCAGAAGAAUAGGUGACCCUUUAUGCUGGAGAAAUUAGUGUAUGUUAUUAUUGAUUCUAUAGAUGAUGCAGCUAAAGUUGAUUGUAUUACAUUGCUAUCUGGAAAUGGGGUUUUUUUGGACCACAUGGGGUCCUAUGUGAAUGUAAAAGGUCUUUGGGUUUUGUUGUUCAUUCUUUCAAUAAAAAUGGGUUUUUGAUUUUGGUUGGCCUUUUUGGGGGAGUAGGAGGCAUCUUAAAUGGGAUUUGGAAAUAACUGAUGCUAAAAUGCUUUCAUAGUGUGAUGUAAAUAACAGUGGGAGUGGGUCAAAACCAGCCAUUGACAUUUACUCUCUAUGUGACCCUGGGCCAGUCAUUUAACCUCUGAAUCCCAGUUUCCUAAUCUAUAAAACAGGAUUGAUAACUUUGCACUACCUACUAAACAGGAUGAUUGUAAAGAAAGUGCUUUGUGAAAUUUAAAGCACUCCAUGAAUAUGAACUGUUGUUAUGUGGUUAUUUAAUGAAUGCAUGAUUCCAUGCAUGAAAGUACAGCCUUCGCCUGUGCAGGUUGGCUUCUCAUCCUGUGCAUUUCUUAAUGCCCUUCUGAAAAAGCUUCAUAAAGUAUACAACCAA